Messenger RNA from Aspergillus puulaauensis, 3309 nucleotides. Its product is annotated as DUF3591 domain-containing protein. The transcript has 4 exons. Gene Ontology annotation, cellular component: transcription factor TFIID complex. Gene Ontology annotation, molecular function: RNA polymerase II general transcription initiation factor activity; TBP-class protein binding; RNA polymerase II general transcription initiation factor binding. Bases 1 to 3309 code for a protein of 1102 amino acids. NCBI's taxonomy places the organism in Eukaryota, Fungi, Ascomycota, Eurotiomycetes, Eurotiales, Aspergillaceae. The record is from RefSeq and is a predicted model, not a curated record. Gene Ontology annotation, biological process: transcription by RNA polymerase II; RNA polymerase II preinitiation complex assembly.
AUGCCACACGCAACGGCCUCCCCGGGCGGCGCGGAAGCCGAAGAUGCCGACUUCGACAAUGUUAUGCGACAGAUGAAUGGGCCCAUGGCGGAGGGCGGCAUGUCCUUUGAUUUCCUAUCUCGAGAACUGGACCCCGGCGAAAAGGCGGAUGACGCGAUAGAUUACGAGGAUUUUGAUGAUGACGAACUCCCGGAGGAAGAGGAACAUGACGCGCGUGCGACGGCGGAAAACGGCCUUGAUAUCCCACAGACGUCGGACGAUGCUCUUUUCGGCGGCGGAGGAGAUGAUUUAUUUGAAACCGCAGAAAAACACGAUCAGGCCCAACCCGAUGAACUUGAUGAUCUGUUUGGGGAAGCCCCUGUAUCACCACGCCAGGAACAAGUGGACGAGACCAGAGAUUUGUUUUUCGAGGAGGACGAACGUCCCGCGGUACCUGAGGGGGCAGAUGGCGUGCAACUGGACGAUGACCAGGAAUCGUUACCAGAUGAUGGCACACUACCUCCCAUUACGGACGAUAUGGAUCCCGCCUCCCUACGCGCAUGGAAGUUACAACAGGCUCUUUUUGCGAUGUCGAAUCUCGGCGGCCCUGAAAACCCUCCGGCCCCCCCUGAGAAUGUCGAAGAACUACUCCAUUCGUUAUUUCCCAUGUUCGAGCGAAACACCCUACCGCGCUUUCUCGAGUUGAUCCCGCAUAAAAGGGCAUAUUUUCUUGGCAAGCAGCCCUUGAAGCCACCCAAGUCUGUUUUACCAGGCAAAGUAAAUAUUGAACUGGCACAGGACCAGGAGAAACUAUUCAAGUCCGGAGGGCAAGCCUACAAACGCUCGUUGGAAGCCGAACAUUAUGGUAUCGUUCCGGUGGCUGAGGCGUCGCAAGAUGAGGAAGAAGAGGAGGAGGUUCGAGAUGACUUCGAAUUCGAUUAUGAGUCUGACGAACCCCUUCCUGGUGGUGUUACGGCAGAUGAUCUUCGUGUCGUCUGCGCUGACUGGGAUAUCAAAGACGACAUCUCCAUUAUGGAUGUCGACGAGCCUGCAGUUGAGGAGAAUGACGAGGACGAUUGGCUCUUUGAAACAGCUCGGCCAGCGAAGAAACGUAAACUCGGACGUGAUCCAAUGGAAAUUGUUUCUUUGUCGCAUAUCGACAUACCUCUCCUUGACGACCCGGAGCAAGCUAGCGCCCGCGCUGCGCAAAAGGUCACCUUGGAUCUAAACGACCCACAUAUCCUGCUUGAUGAGCGUGGCCCCGAUACUGUCGCCUCGAAACCUAGAGCGUCGGGUGCUCGUGGUAGAGAAGAUAUGGAUAUCAAUAUCACUCGUCGUCUCACGUCGAGAUACAACAUCUCCAAUGACCAGGCCUAUGACAUGCUGAAGCAGAACCAUCAGAACAAGGUUCGCAGUACUUUAGGUAACGUCACGCUAGAACACAGUAUGCCAGCAUUACGCUUGCAGUGGCCUUACUACAAGACUGAGCUGGCCAAGGCCGAAGCGAGAUCUUUCCAUCGCCCGGCGUUGUCUUUCCGACCUGGCCAGACAUGCUGGUUCAAGAAUCCAGCUCAUAUCAAACGCAAGCAUCAAAAGGGAAAAGACAUCCGCCAGCUUUACGACUCAACUAGAGCGCUUUCCAUGGCAGACAACUCCCACGUUCUCUUAGUCGAGUAUUCUGAGGAAGUACCGCUGGCUCUGUCCAACUUUGGAAUGUCAAACCGCAUUAUCAACUACUACAGGAGGAAAAACAUAGAAGAUCCUACUCGCCCGAAAGCCGAGAUUGGAGAAACAGCGGUGCUUCUGCCUCAGGACAAGAGUCCCUUCUCUAUAUUUGGACAUGUUGAUCCGGGAGAGAUCACGCCCGCUAUCUCGAACUCCAUGUAUCGUGCCCCACUAUUUCCACACCAAGCGAAAUCUUCAGAUUUCCUUAUUGUCCGCAGUAGCACCGGCUCAGGUGGCAGUGACUACUAUCUGCGCAAUAUUGACAACAUGUUUGUUGCGGGACAACAGUUUCCGUCUGUCGAUAUCCCUGGCCCGCACUCCCGGAAGGUCACCACGGUUGCAAAGAACCGGAUGAAGAUGCUUGUCUACCGUCUGUUGAAGAAGAGCCCUGACCUUCGGCUGUCCAUUAGCGACGUUACCGCGCAUAUACCUGGCACGAGUGACAUGCAGAAUCGUCAGAAGGUCAAAGAUUUUCUUCAGCACGAUAAAGACACGAAGUAUUGGGUGCCCUUAGAACCGGUGCCAGAGCAGGAUACCAUUCGAUCAUGGGUGCAACCUGAAGACGUCUGUCUGCUUGAGGCAAUGCAAGUGGGCCAGCAGCACUUGCAUGAUACUGGGUACGGCAAUGAUGCAGAGACGGGAGGUGACGAGGACAACGACGAAGAGUUGGAGAGUUUCGAGCAGCAGAUGGCGCCAUGGAAGGCUAGUCGCAAUUUCUUGCUAGCAUCACAAGGCAAAGCUAUGCUUACGCUACAUGGUGAGGGUGACCCGACUAGGCGUGGAGAAGGUUUCAGUUUCAUCAAGACGUCAAUGAAAGGAGGAUUCAAGGCUAUCGGUGAGAGCGUGGAAGAUAAACUGGACGCGCAACGCUUGAAGGAACUUGGUGGCCACAGCUACAACGUUGCACGACAACAGAAGUCCUAUGAAACGUCCAUUCGACGAAUUUGGGACGCCCAGAAAGCUAGCCUGUCCUCCACCAUCGAACACUCUGACGAUGAUGGCAUGACCGAGGAGGAGGAGGAGGAUUUCAACAAGCCCACCCCGAGAUCAGAGGCUCAGACCCCUGCCCCUGCUCGCCGUGAUGACGAGACGACCAGUCAGUUCAGUAAAGUGAGCCGCCUGAGUUUGUCAGAUCACAAGGGUAAAGUUCUGCGCAUCAUUCGCCAGGUUAAGGAUAAGGACGGGGUUCAUCAGAAAGAGACCGUGGUUUCGGAUCCUCGAGUAAUUCGCCACUAUUUGCAACAUCGCCAUCGGGUUGAGUCGCUGACCACAAAACUUGACUCUCUCAAACCAACUGGUGACCCUGAAGUGGAUUCCCGUAACAAGAAGCUGCUCGAACAAGAACUAAGUCGACUCAAUCGCAACAAAGAGCGCCGCUUCGCUCGCGAAAAGCAGAAAGGUGUUCUCCGCACUGCGGACUCACCUGCGGACGGCGGCCCAGGAUCUUCAAAGUCUGCUGGCACGCAGCGCAAGUGUGCUAACUGCGGCCAAGUCGGUCACAUCAAGACAAACAAAAAGCUUUGCCCUCUUCUAAACGGAACCAUGAAACCCGAAGACCGUGUCAGCGAUUCAGCGUUCGCUAUGGGAGCCCCGCCCGCUAUCUAG